AUGGGUUCCACCGAGCAUCUAGCCCUCCUUCAAUACACGGGCAUUCCCAUUUCCCUCGUCAUUCUUGGCCUCUCCUUCCUUGUUUUUGCCGCGUGGCUCGUCCGCCGUGACCGUCGCCUUGCCCACAUCCCUGGACCAGCUUGGUGUCGCUUCACGGAUGUCCCCCGACUUCGCUGGGCCUGGUCCGAGCGCAUCCAUGAAACCCAUAUCGCGCUGCAUCGCCGCUACGGCGACCUUGUCCGCGUGGGCCCGCACUGUGUCAGCAUCGGCACGCCACGCGCCAUCCAGGCCGUCUAUGGCACGGGCGCCAACCUGCCGAAAGGCGACUUUUACAAGGUGUUGCAGCCGCUGGCCCACGGUCGUGUUGUGCAGGGCCUCUUCAACACGCAGGACGAGGCGCUGCACCGGGCCCUGAAGCGGCCGAUUGCGGGCAUCUACUCGAUGACAAACCUCGUGUCGUUUGAGCCGUACGUCGAUACGACCAUUGCAGCUCUCCUCCGACAGCUCGAGGCCCGGUCCGCGGCCGGGACGGGGACGGGGACGGUCGACCUCGGCGCGUGGCUGCAGUUCUUUGCGUUUGAUGUCAUGGGCGAGAUUACCUUUAGUCGCCGCUUCGGGUUUCUCGACACGGGCCGCGAUGUCGACAGCAUGAUCCGUGACAUUUACCGCUUCUUUGCGUACGGCUCGGCCGUCGGCCAGAUGCCGCUGCUGGACCGGCUGUGGGCCAAGAACCGGCUGGUGAACUGGCUCCUGCCGGCCAAGAACUCGAGCGUCGUGGCGUUUGCCCAGGCGCGGGCCCAGGAGAGGGAGGCCGUCGUCGAAAAGGACGAGGGUGACUCGUACAACAGCCGCGACUUUAUGUCGCGGUUUCUCGAGACGCGCCGCAAGGAUCCCAGCAUCCCGCCCCACUUCCUGACCGCCUGGACGACGUCCAACGUGCAGGCCGGCAGCGACACGACGGCCAUUCUGCUCCGCGCCAUUGUCCAUUUCCUGUUGACCAGCCCGGCCUCCCUCCAGAAGCUCAGGGCCGAGCUCGACAGCGCCCGCCAAGCGGGCCACUUGGGCGCCGCCUCUACGAACGGCAUCGUCUCCUGGAAAGAAAGCCGCGACCUGCCCUACCUCGACGCCUGCAUCAAGGAGGCCGGCCGGCUGCACUCGCCCGUCGGGCUGGCCAUGGAGCGGGUUGUCUCGUCGGCCAAGGGAAUCGAGGUCUGCGGCGCCCAUCUGCCAAAAGGCACCGUCGUCGGCCUCAAUCCCUGGGUCGUCCACCGCGACCCGCGCAUCUUUGGCGACGACGCCGACGCGUGGAACCCUGACCGCUGGAUGCGGCCGAAAGACGAGACCCGGGCGGCCAUGGAGCGGUCCCUGUUGACGUUUGGCGCGGGCCAUCGCACAUGCCUGGGCAAGAACAUCUCCUACCUCGAGAUCUACAAGCUGAUUCCCACGUUGUUUGCCAAAUACGAUAUCACCUUUGCUACUCCCGACGAGUGGAAGCUCGUCAACCACUGGCUCGUCUUCCAGCAGGGGCUCAACGUCCGCAUCCGUGUCAGAGACGACAAGCAGAUAGGGGACGAAAAGAUGCUGGCGUAG
Messenger RNA from Sporothrix brasiliensis 5110, 1590 nucleotides. RefSeq names its product Cytochrome P450 family protein. The transcript is spliced from 3 exons. Lineage: Eukaryota; Fungi; Ascomycota; Sordariomycetes; Ophiostomatales; Ophiostomataceae. The coding region runs from base 1 to 1590 and encodes 529 amino acids. The record is from RefSeq and is a predicted model, not a curated record. Gene Ontology annotation, molecular function: monooxygenase activity; heme binding; oxidoreductase activity, acting on paired donors, with incorporation or reduction of molecular oxygen.